GGGGCCGGCCCGAAGCUGCUGGGCUCCACGUUGUAGGCCGGCGCCUGCUCCCAGCCCCAUCCCCGUCCCCACGCUUGGGCCGGGCCGGGCCGGGCGGGCGGGCGCGAGAAGAUGGCCGGGCCGGGCGGGCUGGCGGCGCGGAGAGGCAGCGCCCGCGGGGUUGUGAUUUCAGAUGAUUGGCCAGGGUACAGUUUGGAUUUAUUCACUUAUCCACAGCACUAUUAUGGAGAUCUGGAAUAUGUGCUCAUACCUCAUGGUAUUAUUGUUGACAGGACAGAGCGCCUGGCCAAAGACAUCGCCCAAGACAUUGGAGACAAUGACAUCGUGGUUCUUUGCGUCCUUAAAGGUGGCUACAAGUUCUGUGCUGACCUUGUAGAGCACAUUAAGAAUCUCAGUAGAAAUUCAGAACGGUUCAUCUCCAUGAAAGUUGAUUUUGUUAGACUGAAGAGUUACCAUAACGAUAAGUCUAUGGAAGAUAUGCAGAUAAUGGGAGAAGAUGAUCUUUCAGACCUGAGGGGAAAGAAUGUCCUGAUUGUGGAGGAUAUUAUUGGAACAGGAAGGACUAUGAAGGCUCUGCUUAAUAACAUAGAAAAAUGUGAGCCAAAAAUGAUCAAGGUAGCAAGUUUGUUGGUGAAAAGAACAUCUCAGCCCGAUGGGUUCAGACCUGACUAUUAUGGUUUUGAAAUCCCAGAUAUAUUUGUGGUAGGCUAUGCCUUAGACUACAAUGAGUAUUUCAGAGAUCUAAAUCACAUAUGUGUCAUCAAUGACCAGGGCAAAGCAAAAUACAGAGUCUGAAUUAACACCUUUCUACUCUGAAGAUUUGUAAAUACAGUGAACCAGGAUUUUAAGUACAUUCCUUGAAUCAUCUCCCUGAAGACAAAUUCAGCAGUCCUAUGUCUUACCCAACUUGGUAUAAAAAGUGUUUUACUGUAGGGAUAUUGACUGAUAUUGAAAAGUGAAUGUUUCUAUCUAAAUGCAAAAUACAGAGCUUUUUGAAUUAUUGUAGAUUUUAAAAUAUUAAAAUUACAAUAUGCUAUCUCUUUGGACUAAUAAGUUAUCUGCCUCCACACUCAUUGUGAAUAACUUUCCUACAUUUAGUAAGUCAUUCUAAACCACCUGUCAGUUUUACAGUUAAUAUACCUUUCAGUGUUGCAUAUAGUUGCUCAAACAUUACUUUCUGUGUUCUAAAUCUUUUUCUAAUAUUACAGAAAUGUGUUAAUCAGACAUUUAAGCAUCACUUUAGUCCAGGUCAAAUCUGACACAACUGAAUUUGAAAUAUUGUUCACUUUUAAUUCUGUGUUACUAUGCUUCACAUGAAGUUUUAUAUCAAUGGAUUUAUUGAAGGCGAUUAUCAUCUACUCCUUUAUAAUCUUUUGAACUGAAUAAUACACUGAAUCUGAAUGAUGAUAUGAAAUUAACCUUUAUGAGACACUCUUGAUUUAAACUGUCAAGAUGUGGGACUGAUGAUAUGUCAUGUAUGCAUGGAUCUACUCAACUGCAUUUAAUACACUGAAUUUUAAUUAGAUGAAUUGUAAUUAGAAGAAAACAAUGGCAGAAAGGCUUCAGUUUCUCAAAUGCAUCUUUUUAUUCGUGUAGGUCAUAAAAAAGUGACAGAAUUAACGUAAUGUUCUCAAGUGCAUAUUUCAAUCAUUAAACUCAAUCAAGCACAAAAGUUUGUUUGCCAGGCAGUUAUUCCAUUAUAACUAUUAUUUUUCAUAGUAUGUCCAAAUUAACACAUUAUUUUUGUAGUAAGUUGUCUUAUAUAUAAAUGCAGACAUGACUUAACAGUCCUGCCAUAAAAGCAAUAACAUUUUAUAAAAAACAAACACAGUAACAUAAAAACUAAUAUAAUAAAUAUUGCCAACUCUAAAGAUUUCCUGUUUUCCUUACACAUCAUGUUUGAAAGAAGUUUGUUAAUUUACCUGUUGUGUUAGUUUAAAAACAAAUGUAAUUAUGUGCUGUAUACAACUGUUCUCAAUAACUUCCCAAAGGAAGCCAAAGUAGGGUAAAUAACUAUAACACCAUUGCUUUAUUCUGAACUGUAUGAGGCAUAUUGUUAUUAGGCUCCAGUUUCCUAUAAACUAAUAAAGAAACAGUAAAAACACUUGUUACGUUAUACAAUUGUUUAUGAUUUGUCCUACUUCAGCAUUUUUUGCACAGCCCUUAACAGCUCUUUAAAAAUGUGCAUUUGAACUAGUGCUCUAAACAUACUGUAUGUGUUUACCCUGUGGCUCAUAAAACUGUACUUGUUUGGAUAAAAUCUAGGGGCAUCUGUACAUGUGCUCUGUGAUGGAGGGGGGGGCCUUUAAUUAAACCGGCUCUGAGAGAUUCAAAAUGGUGGCGGGCAUGCUUUAACUAAAGCUUGUUCGAGCUUUAGUUAAAGCACCCCUGCUGCCAUUUUGAAAUACGGGGAUGCUGAAUACACAUGAUAUGGAGGCUGCUGCUAAUUAACACGCUCCAGCAGACUCAAUUAAUUGAGUUUGCUCUGAUGCAUGCUAAUUAGCACAUGUCGUGUUUAUAGGUGCCCUAUUACAUUACUGAUUUAAAAUAGUGUGAGCAUAAAACUGUUGGGUUUGGGAGGGAAAUGUUUUAGCUCAUUCCUUUCAUUGCCUAUAAUCUGGAUUUCUCUUGGAAAAUGUUUUCCUUCCUUGAAUAUCCUGUUUUCAAAAAGGAUUCAACCUAUUCCCACCCCUCUCAUUGGAGGAACUUGCAAAGAGUAUUGCAGCUCUUUAUUUUUCCUGUACAAAGCUUUAGUUUUCUAUAGGUUUAUUAGUUUUAGAACAUUUUGGAUGUAGCCAUUGUUAAACCCAGUUCUAGAUUUACCAUAAGUAGUAUGUAGUAGUAUGUGUUUACAUCUGUUAAAUAUGCACUGUUAAACAUGACUUGUCAUUUGCUGUUAUGAUCCAUCAAUAGGAAAGAAACAGGAACUUGGAAACAUCGAUGUAAAAUUACUUAAAGAUAGAUCUUUUGUAUAAAAAUAAUUAAUUGAAAGUUCAAAUCAGUAAAAGCUUGGAAUUGUCACUGUAAUGGUAGGGAUUGACUAGUUACAAUCUGUGGAGGCAAUAUUUUAAUAGAAGUGCAGGAGUGAUACUGAACAUUCAUGGUUCCUUUUCCUGCUCUUAUUUCUAGUUCAGUUACUGUUCUAACAGUAAAAUUGAAAAGAAUGCCAAGAAAAAGAAAUCAGGACCUGCCCAAAUAUAUUGGUUUUGAAAACUAUCAAAAAUCACAUUUAUUGUGUAGUCAGAAUUUAAGUGUUUAUUCUCAGUAUAUUUUUAUAUCCCAUCACAGAUAUCCUAGACAAUUGCUACUUUUAAGAUGGUAAUACAUUUCUAUACAGAGAAUUUGCAUGGGUAGCUGCUGUGACUUAAAAAGGAUUUUCCUUUCUGAUUCCAUACUUUAUACCAUUGAGCAGUUCCAGACCUCUGACUUGCCAUUCCACACCUAAGUCAUGCAUUUAUUUUUUCUGUCUGCAUAAAGCAAUUCCAUAUGAAGAAUUCAUUUCCAACAACUUUCUUUAAUAACCUGCUUCAAAAAUACCACCAGUGGAACUGACUGGGCUGUUCAUUCAACAUAUUAUAUUUCUUUGAUUAAUGUUGGUUUCAUUUUCUUCAUAGAAGGCUGUUUUAAAUGUGCACAAUUUUUAAAAAAAUCAUACCUGUAUGUAUAGUUAGUUUAAUAAAAAUGUUGAUUCCACUUC
Molecule: messenger RNA, 3697 nt
Organism: Alligator mississippiensis (American alligator)
Lineage: Eukaryota; Metazoa; Chordata; Crocodylia; Alligatoridae
Gene: PRTFDC1
Product: phosphoribosyl transferase domain containing 1
Exons: 9
Coding region: 112-795 (227 amino acids)
Biological process (GO): purine ribonucleoside salvage
Molecular function (GO): hypoxanthine phosphoribosyltransferase activity
Source: RefSeq, a predicted model, not a curated record